GUAUAAUAACACUUCUGACGAGUAAUUCUUCUCUAAAAUGGCCGAAGGAACUAUGUGAAGUAUGAAGCCGUGCAGACGGUGGAAUUCUGCUCAUACGACAACUAGACCAAACUGGAUCUGAGGUUUGACUGUAUGCAUCGGCAUUGGUACUACAUAUUUUAGGUGUUAAAUUUCUUCUUAAUCUGGUCAUUUCUGAGUAGAGCUCGAUAUAUUUGGUUAGCUACGCAACUAAUUUAUCUGAAAUUGCUGGAUUCAGUCUAAGGUGUUAACAAUUGGGUUUCUGAGGGAAUUAACUUAAUUGGAUUUUUCAAUUUUCGGUGAAACUUCUUUCUGUUUCUCUCUAACUCUGAUUUAUGAUUGUUGUGUGUGAUAAUUGGAGCUUAAGAUUGUUCGAGUGGUUGUGAAAUUCAACUGUGGAUGAUAUUCAUGGAGUUCAUUGGCCCUAUUUUGGAAAUUUUUAUCUGCUUGUGUGAUUGCAUGUCGAAGAAAGCAAACACAAUCCUAAACUUGCAAAAUGAUGCAAAAGCAUUAGAAAAUGCACUGGAGCAAUUGAACAAUGUAUUUGAGGAUGUGAAGAGAAUAGUAGCACUUGAAGAGGAGAGGCAGAUGGUGCCCAAUAAGCAAGUCGAUGGCUGGUUGUGCAAGGUCGAAUCCGCGAACAAAAGUGUCGGGGAAGUUCUUGAAAAGUCGAGUGGAAUGAGGAGUGGCUGUUUGAGCUGUUUUGGCUGUUGGUCGAGAUACAAGCUCGGCAAGGAAGUUAGGGUGGAGCUCAAAGCUGUGGAGGAGCUAAGGAUUGAAGGGAACUUUGAAUCUGUAGCAGAGGCGAUGCCGCGUGGUGUGGUCGAUGAGAGACCUUCAGAGGAUUCCAUUGGAUUGGAUUCGGUGCUCGAACAAGUGAAAAGAUGGAUUGAAGAUAGCGAGGUGAAGGUUAUCGGAAUACAUGGGAUGGGAGGCGUGGGAAAGACUACGCUUCUGAAGAUGAUCAACAACAGUUUUUUGGAGGAAAACUAUGGGUUCGAUCAAGUGAUUUGGGUCGUAGUGUCAAAACAUUCGAGCGUCGAAAGAAUUCAGGAUGCCAUUUGCGAACAGCUUAAGCUUCCAGAGAAUGUAUGGAAGAACAAAGGCGAGGAUGAAAAAGCAGUGCAGAUCUUCAAGAUUUUGAAUGUUAAGAAAUUUGUGCUCAUGUUAGACGACUUAUGGAGGCGAGUGGAUCUUGUGAAGGUCGGUGUCCCCGCUCCCGACAAUCGAAGAAUUUCUAAAGUGGUUUUCACGACUCGGUUUGAGGAUGUUUGCGGGUAUAUGGAAUCAGAUAAGCAGAUCAAAAUCGAAUGUUUGACAAAGGAUAAAGCAUUGGCUCUGUUCAAGAAGAAAGUCGGGACGACCACUCUGAAUGCUCAUCCGAUCAUACCAAAGCGCGCCGAAAUUCUUGCGAAUGAAUGUAAAGGUUUGCCGCUUGCUAUAAUCACUGUGGGGCGAGCCAUGUCUGGAAAAAGGGAUCUCCAUGACUGGGACAGAGCAGUUACGAAGCUAAGAAAGGAUCCCUCUGAGAUCACAGGCAUGGAAGAUGACGUGUUUCGUAUUCUAAAGUUUAGCUACGACAGCUUACGCAACGACACCAUCAGAUCAUGUUUUGCUUAUUGCUGCAUAUAUCCGGAAGACCAUGAAAUUUUGGUCAAUGACCUCUUGGCCCUCUGGGUCGGAGAGGGGUUUCUAGAUCAAUUUGAUGAUGUGCACGAAGCUUUUGAUCAAGGACAAGAUAUUAUCAAAAGCCUUAAAGCCGCGAGCCUUCUGGAAGACGGAGAGUCCGAAGAGUAUGUCAAAAUGCAUGAUGUUAUUCACGACAUGGCUUUAUGGAUUUCCGGUGGAUCCAAAACAAGCGUGAAUAGAUAUUUGGUGAUCGAUCACGUCGAUGUGCUUGAAACACAAUUACUUUCUUCGAGGGUGGAGGCUGAAAGGGUGUCGUUGUGGGGAAGUAGCUUUAGAACUGUUCCAGAAGUUCGAUCUUGGCCAAAUGCUUUAACUUUCGUCGCGAGAGACACUGCGGUGAGAGUCUUCCCUUCUCAAUUCUUGCAGUUCAUGGCUUUCCUAAAGGUUUUAGACUUAUCGCGUAACGCUCAUCUAGCGGAGUUGCCAUCCGGCAUCGGUGAGUUGGUACAACUUCAGUUUCUCAACUUAUCACACACCCGAAUCAGGGAAUUGCCGGUGGAGCUCAAGAACUUGACAAAAAUGAAAUACUUGCUGCUGAAUUCUACAUACAGGAUGGAAACGAUUCCUCGGCAGGUGAUAUCGAGCUUUUCCAUGUUGCGUGUACUGCGACUGUUUGGAAAUAACUCUGCAUCGUAUAAGGAUGUGGAAAAUAACAUUUUAAGCAGCGGUAGGAGAGAGUUGUUAGAAUUAUUGGAAGGCUUUCGAGACAUUAACGAUAUAUCGAUCACGCUAUUCGAUCGAUACUCAAUCGAAAAGCUUAAGAAUUCAUACAAGAUCCUGAACUGCUUAAGUUCUCUUUGCCUCGAGCGAUGCGAGGGAUUGACGCGGCUCGAGUUUUCAUCUUCAUCCAUCGAAAGAAUGCGACAUCUUCAGAGGCUUGAUAUUUAUUACUGUGAAAUGAAGCAGUUGAUAAUUCAUUUGGAAUUCGAGCGUAGCCAUGCAGCUGGAAUUUCUCGUGCACCCGAUCAAUUCAUAUCUCGGGGAAGUUUCCGUAGCCUCAGUAGCGUAUACGUUGCUUAUUGCGACGAGUUGUUGGACCUGACAUGGCUAACGUAUGAUCCAAUGCUCGAACUUCUUGACGUGGCUCACUGUGCGUCAAUGGUCGAAGUUGUGAGUGGUCGUCGUAAUCAAAGUACAGGGCUUGAAGCAGAAUCGAGCAUUUUUUCCCGGCUUAAAAGAAUACGUUUGAUCAAUGUGCCAUGCCUCCAAAGUGUGUAUCCGCAUCCUUUGUCGUUUCCAUCGCUCGUUGAGAUGCAUGUGCUAUCAUGUCGCAGACUACAACGGCUGCCAUUUGAUUCGAGAAGCGGACAAGGCAGUUUGAAGGAGAUCAGAGGAAGUCAUUGGUGGUGGAGUAUGUUGCAAUGGGAGGAUGAAAUGCUCCAGCCUCUCUUCCACGCAUAUUUUGUGCCCGAAUGAUCGAAUCUGCUACGCUCGUCUGUUUAAGACAUCCAGGUACAUUCUAUUACACAUUAUUUACCGAAGAAAGUGACAAUAGUUUCUUUUAGGUUUUACUAUUGCUGCGUUAAGACAUGCAUUUUUUUUUACGCUCAACUAGAAUUUCUCUCGAUUUUGUAACGAAAUAAUCGUGGAAUAGACUUGAUUUUAUUAAAGAAAAAAUCAACCAAAAUACAAACAAAAGUUUGAACUAAGGGGGGUGUAUUCAUUCUUGAUUUUGUAGGAUUCUAUUGAAUUUUUAAAAUCCGGGUGUAUUCAAUCCAGAUUUUUAAAAGUUUUUUAAAAUUUGGAGUAUUUAAUUGAGACUUUUAAAAGUCUUUUAAAAUUUAGACGGUAUUCAAUCUAAAUUUUUAAAAGU
This is a messenger RNA of Andrographis paniculata, 3520 nucleotides long. Its product is annotated as probable disease resistance protein At5g63020. Bases 418 to 3123 code for a protein of 901 amino acids. Lineage: Eukaryota; Viridiplantae; Streptophyta; Magnoliopsida; Lamiales; Acanthaceae. The record is from RefSeq and is a predicted model, not a curated record. The transcript has 2 exons. Gene Ontology annotation, molecular function: ADP binding; protein binding.